AUGAAGAGCCUUCUCUUUUUGUUACUGUCUGUUAGCUUUUCUUAUGCAUUCCCCAUCCAUCCAGGAAACAGGAGUGAAGAACAAAAGGCGCAGCUUGUACAGUACCUAGAACAGUUCUAUGAGCUAGAAAAUGAACCGAAACCACGAGCCAGGAAAAGCAGCAAUUCCUUAGAGGGCAAAAUCCGACAAAUGCAAGAUUUUUUUCGGCUGAAUGUGACGGGAAAGGCGGAUGAUGACACGCUAGCUGUUAUGCAACAACCAAGAUGCGGUGUGCCGGAUAUUGGCAGCUUUGUUUUGGCUCUUCCUGGAUGGAGUAAAACCAAACUUACAUACAGGAUCUUGAAUUACACACCUGAUAUGAAAGCAGCUGAUGUGGACGCAGCUAUUCAAAGGGCGUUCAACAUCUGGAGUACUGUAAGUCCUCUGAUAUUCACGAGGAUUCAUCAAGGGACAGCAGACAUAAAUAUUGAGUUUGUGACUGGAGCACACGGCCGCUGUCCUCGGCCCUUUUAUGGGCCCCAGCAAGCUCUGGCACAUGCAUUCCCCCCGGGCUAUCCUUUCCGUGGAAACGUCCACUUCAAUGAGUACUACAACUGGGCUGCUGAUUCAGCUAUUGAUGCACCAUAUCAACUAAGAUUCAACUUGUUCCUUGUCGCUGCUCAUGAGAUUGGCCAUGCUCUUGGACUUGCACAUUCUAGUGACCCAGAAGCAUUGAUGUUCCCAUACUUCAAGUCCACUCUCUCUGUCGACUUCCCUCUCACCCAAGAUGAUAUUAAUGGCAUUCAAGCAAUCUAUGGACCUUCACCUAACCCACCAAAGGAGCCAGCCAAACCAACAUUGCCUAAGGCCUGUGACCCUAAGAUAUCAUUUGAUGCUGUUACUACGCUGAGACGGGAAGUCAUGUUCUUAAAGGGCAGGCACUACUGGAGAGUAUAUCCUGAUCUCUCUGAAGUUAAUUAUGAAUUAAUUUCUACCUUUUGGCCUUCUCUACCAUCUGGCACCCAAGCAGCAUAUGAAAACAUGAACGAUCGAGUUCUCUUUUUCAAAGAUAAUCGCUUCUGGGCCCUAAAUGGAUUACAGAUGGAGCCCGGCUACCCCAAAACUAUUGACCAUUUGGGUUUCCCACAAAACAUUAAGAAAAUUGAUGCUGCUGCUUUUGAUGAGGAUACUGAGAAAACAUAUUUCUUUGUUGGUAACCAGUACUGGAGGUUUGAUGAAAACAGUCAAUCCAUGGACAAGGGGUAUCCAAGAAAAACAAGAGAAGAUUUUCCUGGGAUUGGCCCAAAGGUUGAUGCUGCUUUUCAGCAUAAUGGAUUCUUCUAUUUUUUCUAUAGGUCAAAGCAGUGGGAGUUUGACCUCAAGGAUAAACGGGUGAUUCGUGUAAUGAAGAGCAACAGCUGGCUUAAUUGUUAGCAUUAAACAACUCAGUAUUUAGUAAGCAAAGAAAAGUAUCCCAACUGUAUAUUU
Molecule: messenger RNA, 1467 nt
Organism: Euleptes europaea (tarantolino)
Lineage: Eukaryota; Metazoa; Chordata; Lepidosauria; Squamata; Sphaerodactylidae
Product: matrix metalloproteinase-27-like
Exons: 11
Coding region: 1-1413 (470 amino acids)
Biological process (GO): proteolysis; extracellular matrix organization; collagen catabolic process
Cellular component (GO): extracellular matrix
Molecular function (GO): zinc ion binding; metalloendopeptidase activity
Source: RefSeq, a predicted model, not a curated record